AUGACGGUGAAUAACGAGGGAUGGAGUUCGUUCAAAACGAAUAAAUGGCUGUUCACCACUCCCUCGUCGUCAUACGGCCGGCCGCGAACGCCCGUCUCAAAUUCAAGGGUUUCUGAAAGCGGAGAAAAUGGAACGGCUCCUGAAUCUCCGACUAAACGCGCAAAUCGUCCGCGAACACUAUCAGACCGAGGAAAUGAAAUACUGGACAACCAUGAAGCAGUCAGCAAUCUUUACGCAUGGAACUGGUCAGAAGUUAGAGAAAUUUAUCCAGAAAAAGGCAUUAUAAACCCUUCUAUUUACUGCUACGCGAUUUCCUGCGUACAAUUGUUGUCCCAUGUUCCAGCGAUUGUACGGAUACUUCAAGAUCAUCGAUGCCAAGAUCCAAUCUGUCUUUGUUGCAACUGGAAAAGAUUCUUCCUCCAAUAUCAAGGUCACGCCGGUACUAUUAACUGGUUUCGUGAUGCAUUCAGAAAAGACAAGAAAUUCAACCAAGGUCGCCAAGAAGAUGCUCAUGAUGCUCUUCUUGCAAUUUUGGGGAAAUUGGACAAAAUCGCUGUUCAAAGUCCACGUCUGAAAGAUCGGAAAGUGGCAGACGAUUUGUUCGGCUAUUCGAUCAGAAAUGAAGUUCAAUGCAGAGUUUGCAAGCAUAAGCACGUCUAUUACGAGAAUAACACGGUGAUGACUGUCCGAAUGCUCAGAAAAGAUCCAUCGGGUAGAAGUCACUCGAUUAAGGAGCUCAUGCAACAUUUAUUCACAGCGUCAACGAUUUAUGGUUAUAAUUGUUCAAAAUGCAAGAAGAAGUCGGACGCUCCGGUGAAGCCAACACUGUUGCGAGCGCCACAAAUUCUGCUUCUCCAUGUUUCUCGCUUCUCAUUCGAUGGUUAUGGAAAGAAAAUUUCAAGGCCUGUUGCUGUGAAUGAAACCCUUGACGUGGCGAGCAUGGCAACUGCCGGGCAAUCGACAGUUUACAAGUUCUGUGGAGCUGUGAUUCAUUAUGGAUCUGGUCUUGACUUUGGUCACUAUUUCUGCCUAGCACGCUCGCGGAAGAGGGAACAACAAUUCGUCAAUUUGAAUGAUUCGAAUGUCACUCUGAACGCCAACUUCCGAAUCGCUGACCAAUCAUACCUUGUUCUCUACCGACGCGCUGAGCAUUUAACUAAUAUCGGCGGCGAUAAAUCAAUGAUUUGA
Messenger RNA from Caenorhabditis remanei, 1188 nucleotides. RefSeq lists its product as uncharacterized. Gene Ontology annotation, biological process: protein deubiquitination; regulation of protein stability. The coding region runs from base 1 to 1188 and encodes 395 amino acids. Lineage: Eukaryota; Metazoa; Nematoda; Chromadorea; Rhabditida; Rhabditidae. The record is from RefSeq and is a predicted model, not a curated record. The transcript is spliced from 7 exons. Gene Ontology annotation, molecular function: cysteine-type deubiquitinase activity; cysteine-type endopeptidase activity. Gene Ontology annotation, cellular component: cytosol; nucleus.